AUCAUUUGUGUUGUUUCUCUGUUGAUGCUUUUUUCACUUUCUCUCUAUUUUCUUUUUUAUUCUUGUUGUGACUUUAAUUAUCAUCUUUAUUAUUUAUUUCUCUUGCGACCGUUUUCCCGACUUUUAACAACAAACUUUAAUCCGCCUAAUUAUCCACGCCUACUCAUCCCAGCGACCACAAUAACAAAAACCACACUCAUCAAGCUCACCUUCUUUCACCCACUUACUCCCUUACUUCCACUCACUCACUCACUCGCUCACUUGCUCACUCACAACAACUAACAUAUAUUAAGGCAAAGCUAACUCGGUAUCACUAAAAAAUGUACAGGAAAAACGUGUAUUCCAUACCUGUACUCAAUGCUCCCGAUAUUAAAAACGAGACAAUACCCGUUCUGAAUCGCAAUGCCACCGAGGGAAAGCUUCUCUUUGGAGCUGACAACAUUACCACAGUGUACGAAAACUUUUUGCAUGGCAUGAAGACAGCAGGAGGGCCGGAUGAACCAGUGUUCGGGCAACGAGAAUCAGGCGGACGGCCAGGGGCGCUGAAUGAAUUUAAAUGGGUAACAUACGGCGAAUUCCACGAGCGGUUUCAAAGUCUCGCUCGUGGGUUCCAGGGACUCGGUUUGCAGCCCGGAGACACCGUAGGUAUAUUCUCAGGAAACCGGCUCGAGUGGCCAUUGGUCGAAUACGCGACAUACUAUCACGGUUACAUCUCAGUGGCCAUAUACGAGAGCGUGAGCAGGCCGCAGGCCAUGUACAUCAUCAACCUGACAGAGCUGACGACGGUUUUUGCCUCGCUGGUGUGCGCUAAAAAGCUGAUAGAGAUGCGCACACAGAUCCCAAAGGUGAAGAACGUCGUGCUGAUGGAGCCGCCACCACAGGAUUUGGUGGACAAGUUGAUCGAAAACGGGCUUUCAGUUUUUAAUUUGUCUGAUGUCGAGGCGUAUGGACGCGAUGGCGAGGAGGAGCCGUUCAAAAAGCCGACAUAUGAUGAUGUGGCAACGAUUGUGUUCACGUCGGGGACAACAGAUAUGCCCAAGGGCGUUAUUCUUACGCACGGCAACAUUGUGUCGUCGGUGGCCGGAACCAACUACGUGAUGGACCAGAAGGACUUGGCGCGCAUGGGUCCUAAGGACUGCGGCGUCAGCAUUAUUCCGCUCUCGCACAUAUUGGGCCGCCUGGUCAUGCACUCGAUGGUCGCCACCGGGUGCAAAACAGCGUUUCCGCGCACGACGCCUGAGCACAUGCUCGAGGACAUGAGCGAGCUCAGGCCAACAGUGAUCAUCGGCGUGCCUAAAUUUAUCAAUCGCGUGCAGGACAAGGCCAUGGCGGGGAUUAAGGGGAAGAGCGGGCUGGCUGGGUCUAUUUUCCGUCAUGCGGUCAAGGCCAAGCUGCGCAAUAUCAAGCAUGGCCAGAGCGGACAUUGGCUGUGGGACCACGUUAUUUUCAAGCCAUUGAGCGAGACGCUGGGCGGCCGCGUCAAACUGAUUAUCUCAGGCACGUCGUCUAUAUCGCAUGAGGCCAUGGCGUUCAUAAAGUGCACGUUCUCCUGCGACGUCAACGAGGGCUACGGGCUUACAGAGACCUGCGGGCCUGUCAGCAUUUCGACACACGAUGACAAUUCGGCAGGGUGCGUGGGCACGCCAUAUCCGACAAACAUGGUCAAACUGGUUAGCGUCAAGGAGCUCGGAUACACGGUUGAUGACAAGCCGUAUCCGCGUGGCGAGAUCCUGGUGCGCGGCGCCAAUGUGUUUCGCGGAUACUACCGGCAGCCCGAGCUCACCACCGAAGUGCUCUCUCCCGAUGGGUGGUUCCGCACUGGCGACCUGGGCAUGUUUGACAAUCUGGGUCGGCUCAAGGUCAUCGACCGCAAGUGCAACAUAUUCAAGCUUAACACUGGACAUCAGAUUGAACCCGAGCGCUUGGAGUACAUUUACUGCGACUGCGAUCUGGUCACCCAGGCGUUUUUGUAUGGGGACAGUGACCAUGGGUUUUUGGUGGCCAUUGUAGUUUUGGACCCGGAGUUCCUCAAGAUCUUUUUGACCAAAAAAAAGAUUAUCAAGGAGGGCUCGGAGCCGCCGCAUCACCAGAUGCUCUGCAUUGAUACGAUGGUGCGCAGCGCGGUGAUGAGCGAGAUCAACAACCACGGGAUUGAGCAGGACCUCAGUUACUACGAGCUCAUUAGCAACGUGUAUCUCGAGCCCUAUGGCAUGGACGUGUAUGGAUUGCUGACGCCGACGCUGAAGAUUAAGCGCUACGAGGCUAUUCGCCAUUACCAGGUCACCAUCAAUCGGUUGUACGAGGAGGUCGGCAGCACUGUCAAGGACCAGAGCCAGAUGGCUAAUAUUACCAACUGGAAACUCAACAAGCCGUCGUCCAAGAUGUUUUGAAAUAAAAAAUUAUAUGCA
Messenger RNA from Kickxella alabastrina, 2408 nucleotides. RefSeq lists its product as uncharacterized. Gene Ontology annotation, biological process: long-chain fatty acid metabolic process. Gene Ontology annotation, molecular function: long-chain fatty acid-CoA ligase activity. The record is from RefSeq and is a predicted model, not a curated record. Gene Ontology annotation, cellular component: membrane; endoplasmic reticulum. The transcript is spliced from 3 exons. Lineage: Eukaryota; Fungi; Kickxellomycota; Kickxellomycetes; Kickxellales; Kickxellaceae. The coding region runs from base 321 to 2390 and encodes 689 amino acids.